Messenger RNA from Caenorhabditis briggsae, 2244 nucleotides. Gene Ontology annotation, biological process: regulation of DNA-templated transcription. Gene Ontology annotation, molecular function: protein binding. The transcript is spliced from 13 exons. The coding region runs from base 1 to 2244 and encodes 747 amino acids. NCBI's taxonomy places the organism in Eukaryota, Metazoa, Nematoda, Chromadorea, Rhabditida, Rhabditidae. The record is from RefSeq and is a predicted model, not a curated record.
AUGGAGAAUGGUGUUUCUCGAUCCUCUCUCGUUCAUGGUACCCAAACCAAUCCGAACUCGGACACUUGGUACGACACCGACGCAUUUUUGUUGGACCAAGUGAAAGAAGUGUUGAACAAGCUGAGCGAAGGAUCAAUCGACGAUGAAAUAUGGGGGAAAAUUGUGAUUAUGGAACGAUGCAAACGGGUUGCAAAGGCGUAUUUGAGAAAAACUACUGUAAUUAUUGAUGGAUCAGAAGAUGAAUUUGAUGGGAAGACACUUGGAUUCAAUCAUUUUGAUAAUCCAACUCGUGAUGAUCAUACUAAGGAGAUUCGAGCGAAAAUUGCAGAUGGGGUCAUUUUAAAAAUGGACUACCAAGGAAACAUCAAAGGAAUGGCUCGUGGAGCUGCUCCGAUUGUGUGCCAAGGUUGGAAGGAACCAAGAAACAAUUGCAUAUCUGAUCGAGUUGUUCGGUUACAUGGAAAAUUAAAUCAUGGAGUAACAGAAGAUGAAAAAGCCUACAAAGUGUUUGAUAUGAGAAAAUUCAAACAUGCAUUGGAGAGAGAACUUCAUGAUGGAACUCCGGAUGCAAGGUCACUUUUGUUAAAAACCUGCAUGAGAAUUGCUCUGGUCAAGGUAGGCGAUGGCGCGGAUAUGAAUCGAACACCAUGUUGGUUCGCGAUUGUCAACCUCGUGGCUCUCGAUAUGAUCAAAGAGAAAAUUCCAGCUAUCAAGUCACUUUUAAACGGGAGUUCCCUUCCAAUCAUGACCUCUCCACCGCCAAGUGUUGGAAAUGACCCAUCUGGACUGGAUGCUCAAUAUUUGACUCAAAUUAUAGCUGCAGCCGUUACACAAGCCAACAAAGGAGCUCCCACACCAGUAAACAACAAUAAUAAUCAAAAUUUGACAAUCUCACCGGAACAACUUGCUCAGAUUGCUUCAACUAUCAGUAUUGCUCAAACUAACACUUUGAGAACUGCUGAUUUAGCUAAAAAGGAGCGGCCGAAAAAACCAUAUCACUGUUCAACAUCUUCCUUGGAUUCAUCUGGAGAAGAUUCGUCUGGUCGUCGUUCUGAAGCAUCUAUUGCAAUAAAAUCUCGUGCAAAGCGAUGGGAACAAAUGCAAAAGAUCAAUGAAAGAGAAAAGUACACCGAGAGUCCGGACUUAAAAAUUUUGGAUAAACCAAGACCUGGUGGUCGAGCUCACCGGCCGUCUCUUCAAGAUGUGAUAUUCACUAGGAGUCAUUCAAUCACAAGCGAUUAUGAUAGCAAUAAAGAACACUUUGAUUCUGGAAGUUGGAGUUCUACACAAUCCAGAUAUAAGGGUGGACGCUCAACAUCUUCAUCGGUGGUUUCCGAACACGAACUAGCAGCGUUGGCUCGAGAUGAGCUCAAGGAAACUAGUGAGAUUAGAGAAGCGAAUGCGGUCAGCGAAGACGAUGAGCCACCAACUAACCCACCAUCACCAGCUCCAGUAGUGAAUGUGCCUACAUUGCCACGCAAAGAUUAUAACUCAUCACCCACAACCGAAUACGCUACACGCAAUGUCAUUGCUACUCCUGCUGAGCAAUUUGUUCCAACUCUAGAAGGAGCACCUGUUUGGAAACCUAGAACCGUUGCUAUUGAGUCCGAGCAUUCACCUCCACCAAUUACUGCUACACCACCUCCGCUACCCAAAACACCGCAACCCAACAAUGAGGGAGCUUCACCCGCGCCGCAGCGAGGAGAUGGAAGUUUACUUCGGCCGAACCCCGGUCCAGUCCGAUCCUCCACGCAACCGAUCAAACCCGUUCGUCAGCGAACUCCGUCAGGUUCUCGAGCAACGAACGAGCAGUUCACGGAUCGCGCGCAACCACUCUCAACCAGCCGCAGUUCAUCCCAACUUGCGACAGUUCGGCGGCAACGCUCGCCAAAUCCACCACUCUGCUUCCCAACAGUACAACAACGCCAACAGCAACUGCAGCAGCGGGCGCAACACUCCGGAAAGAGCCCAUUCACAGUACGUCGGGUCUUCUUCGCACCAAGUGCCUCGCGGACUUCGGAGGACACAGCAGUACCAGCACCAACUCCAGCAGCAGCAACCACAACGAGACCAGCAGCAAUCACAACCAUUAGCACAACGCCUUCCACCGUUCAACUACGGCCAAUCUACUCUGUGUCGCGAACCAGCAUCAGCAGUCCGAGUCAACCGCACGGGAUCCCUGCCAUGGGGACAAUAUCAACACGUGAGAAGAACCCACAUGUGAUAAGUCUACAAUUAAAUUAA